AUGCAGGAGCAGAGUGGGGAUGAUGACAGUCCGGGGGAAGAUGACAAUCCAGCACAUUUGGCCGAGGCUGUGUUUCGAGAUCUUGUGUGUCGAGCCUCAUAUCGUAACAUCAUGAAUGUUCUGUCUCCAGUUUUAGUCCAUUUAGACAAUCAUAAUCUAUGGGUACCAAAUGACUUUGCUGUCAGAGUGUUCAAAAUCAUCAUGUUUUCUGUCCAGAGUCAGCAUGCAUAUGUAGCUGUACUGAAAUUAUUGGACCAUUUAGAUGCUCACACAAAGGCCGAUCCUCGAAUUAAGACCUGUAUUGUCUCUGUUCUGUAUGAAGUUAUACUUAUAUCAGCUGGGAACUCCACAGGCCCAUCAGUAUUGGAAGUGUUUAACAAACUUCUGCGGCAUUUGAGAAUAUCUAUAGACAAAAAAAGUACCGACGAGAACCAGCGGCAGGAAGAAAUUAAGUUUGAGGAAGCAGUAGUUAACACCAUUGGUGAGUUUGCCAACAAUCUACCAGACUAUCAGAAAAUAGAGGUGAUGAUGUUCAUUCUAGGCAAGUUCCCCCAUUUCACAACAGAUGAUGAGAUUGGAAAAUUGGACAAACAGUUGGCAGUAAAUUUAUUGAAGACAUUGCUCAAGGUUGCCACCAAAUAUAAAACUGUGAGCCUUUCACAAGCAUUUCCUCCAGAGUUUCUACAUCCAUUGUUGCGUAUCUCCUGCAUCGAUGAUCCAGGCAUGCGCACCAUUGUGCAGAAGAUUCUGCACACACUGCUAGAUCGAAAUGGGAAUGCAAGCAAGCUGCAAAAUAUUACCAUUCCGAAAGAUAUUGCUUCACUCCAUCUUUCAUUAGCCACCAACCCUCGACAGGAGCUGCUUUUUAUGAAGAAGAGUGGGAUGCAGCUGUACUCUCAUAUACUGGAAAACCUGCAACUGGAAUCAAACCACAUUGAGAAUUUUGAGUCUAUCUACUGCACCAUGUGUCUUAUAUGUCUGGAAGUGGGUCAGGACGAGGUGUUAAUUGAACUCAUUCGACUGGCCCUGGAUAUUCAGCAAAUGGCUAUGAACAGCUCAACCCUUCCCAUGACUCAUGUCUGUGCCAUACACAGCCUUGUGGCAGCUUUCCUCAAUUUUAUAGCUCAGACAACCAGUGUCAGCUCUCUUUGUCCUUAUGUCCAGCAGGUGGUGGAAGUGAGGGAGAAGGAAGCACCACACUUGCUGCCUGACUUUGCCUUUAAUCAUUCCAACUGGUCUGACAACAGCUCCAUGGGAGAGCUAGAAGUGAGGGAUGAGUGGGUCUUCCAGCAGGAGACGAUUGCUGAGUGUUUGAGAAAUUGUGGCAUAGACGUCACCAGACUGAGUACACCUUUUACUGCACAGCUGAUUGCUAACACAGAUGACACAGGUGAUGGAGAUUUGAGUGUUAGUGAGAUGGGCUCAGUCAAUAUUGAAUUUGAGCAUAACGUGGACUCUUCACCAAAAACAGCAAGAAAAACUGAAGAAAUUACAGUUGACUCUUUGAAGAGAAUGCUAG
This is a messenger RNA of Candidula unifasciata, 1519 nucleotides long. The record is from the annotation of a GenBank genome assembly. Lineage: Eukaryota; Metazoa; Mollusca; Gastropoda; Stylommatophora; Geomitridae.